GAGACGUUCCAUUCCAGAUCUAAGCCACCAUCACUGGAAUCGCAUUCAUUCACCCAACACUGAUGAAUCCGCUGCUGCUGUCUUUAACAAUUUGAAACCCUAAAGACGCAACAUCGACUUCCUCUCACGGAUUUUCAUGGGAAUCAGUAAAACGGAAGUUAACCUGAGGAGGUUGCUUGCAGCUGCACCUCAGCAACAAAACCAGGCAAAACUCGUUCAUUAUGUAGCUACCUUGCGGGAACAAUUGGAACAAUUGGCUGAAGAGAAGACACCAGAAGGCUUACCGAGGAUUUCAAAGGCUACAAUAAAUGAAUAUUCAGUGAAGAUUGAGGCCAUUGCAUCCAAACUGGUUAACUCUGAGCCUGAUGUACAAGAAUCUGAUAACAACUUUGAAAGGACCACUGAUAAAGAAAACCGCUCUGAAAUAGAGGCCAAAAAGCAAAUUCCUCUUUCUCCUUCUUCUGGAUUAAGAAGAAGAUCUGUACCUGCCCCAAGUUCUGAAGAUAGACCACAUGAGCCUGCCGAGACUGGUCACUCACCUGUAAAAUUGGAUGCCGCGGCUCAUGCACACAUUGAAAAGCACAGAAAGUUGCAAGAGGAUUUGACUGAUGAGAUGGUUGUGCUGGCAAAGCAACUCAAAGAGAGUAGCCUUAUGAUGAAUCAAUCUCUGCAAAAUACUGAAAAGAUACUCGACUCGACUGAGAAAGCCAUCGAGCAUAGCUUGGCAAGCACCGGCCGCGCCAAUGUGCGAGCAACAGCAAUAUUCUCAGAGAGUUCCAAGACUUCUUGCUUCACUUGGCUGCUCCUGUUUGUAAUGACUUGUGUAUUUGUCAUGGUUAUACUUCUAAUCCGUGUCACUUAAUAUAUGAAAAUGACUAUACAUUAUAAUUUAUACCUUCCCUAAAAUGUAAAGUUCCUUUUCUCCGGGACAUCAUGAACUUAUUAUAUAUUUGUACUUGUUAGUCUCUCUGCUUAGUAAAUGAUUGAACAAUGUUUUAUUUUUUUAAAUAUCUCACAUAUUUGAGUCAA
Messenger RNA from Arachis ipaensis, 1029 nucleotides. RefSeq lists its product as uncharacterized. Gene Ontology annotation, biological process: retrograde vesicle-mediated transport, Golgi to endoplasmic reticulum. Gene Ontology annotation, cellular component: SNARE complex; endoplasmic reticulum. The record is from RefSeq and is a predicted model, not a curated record. Gene Ontology annotation, molecular function: SNAP receptor activity. NCBI's taxonomy places the organism in Eukaryota, Viridiplantae, Streptophyta, Magnoliopsida, Fabales, Fabaceae.